AUAAAUUUAUAAUAAUCAAAUUCAUAAAACAAAUUAAAGAAAGAGAGGAUCAGAUCAGAAGGAAUCUUUGAAGAAGGAAAAGAAAGAAAAAAAUGGAGAGAAAUAAUUGGCAUCCAUUGCUAAGAGGAGGGAGAAGAGAGACAAAGUACAGUCAUGGCCUCUCUUCAUCAGAAAUGGAAGCUCUGAGCAGUAUUUGUGAAGCCCUUUUGCCUCCUCUCCCACUCAUCAAUAAUUCUCACCAAGAAAUAACAAAAAGAUGUGAUCUUGAUGCUUCCCAAGAAUCCAUCCUUCACUUCUGUCAAGCCUCUGGCUCCCACUACCCCAUUCCUGAUGAGGUGGCAGAGAUAGGGGUGAAAAGGGGGUUCUUGGAGGCUGUGGUGCUGAUGAGAGGGUUGUUGAGGGUCCUUUCAACCAGGUUGGGGACACUUGUGGUGUGUGGGCUGCUCAGUUUUGACAGGAAGUGGCCUUUCAUUAACACCUUCUCCAACAUUCCUCUGGAGAAGAGGGAGAGAGUGAUUCAGAGAUGGUUCAGGGAUGGAUCCCUUCUCACUCCUGUCAGACUGGCCUUUGUCUUCAUCAAAUUCAUCUGUCUCUUUGUCUUCUUCACCCAGGUGGGUGAAGACUCAAAGAACCCAACUUGGGAAGCCAUGGGAUAUAAAGUGGAUGACAAUGAAGACCUGUCAAACAGACCAGAAGAAGAAGAAAGACCUCUCGAGAAAGGAAUAGUGGAAACCAGAAAUGAAAACCAAACUACUUUGCUCAAUUCUCUUCUCCAGAAAGGCCUAACAGCGACAGAAGACCAUAAAGAGAACCACAUAAACAUUGAAUGUGAUGUUGUGAUCGUGGGCUCCGGAUGCGGCGGAGCUGUGGCGGCGGCCGUUCUCGCAGGCUCCGGCCAGAAAGUGGUAGUUCUUGAUAAAGGGAACUACUUUACCAAGUCUGACUAUUCUUCUCUUGAAGGGCCGUCGAUGAACGAGUUAUACGAAAACGGAGGAAUCCUCUCCACCUUGGACGGAAAAGUUGUAGUCUUGGCGGGUUCAACCGUGGGCGGCGGCUCCGCCGUGAACUGGUCAGCCUGCAUUAAAACCCCAGAGUCCACAAUCCAAGAAUGGUCCAAGAAUCACAAAAUCUCACUCUUCUCAACCCAAGACUACACUUCUGCCAUGGAUAAAGUGUGCCAAAGAAUCGGCGUAACGGAGGGCUGUUCCGACGAGGGAUUCCAGAACAAGAUUCUCAGGAAAGGGUGCGAGAAUCUCGGGCUCCCGGUCGAGAGGGUCCCACGAAACUCCUCCGCAAACCACUACUGCGGUUCUUGCUGCUACGGUUGUAAAAGAGGGGACAAAAAGGGCACGGAUGUAACUUGGCUGGUUGACGCCGUGAAAUGUGGGGCCGUGAUCUUAACGGGGUGCAAAGCCCAGAGAUGUCUACUCCAAAGGAACACAACCCAGAAAACAGGGGACAAGAAGGAGAAGAAGUGUGUGGGGGUGAUUGCAACAUGUUUUGACAACAAGGAGAUAUGCAUCAAGGCAAAGGUCACAAUCUUAGCAUGUGGGUCUCUUAGAACACCUCCAUUAAUGCUCUCAAGCGGGCUAUCGAACCCUAACAUAGGGAGGAAUCUCCAUCUCCACCCGGUUUUAAUGGUGUGGGGGUAUUUCCCGGAGCCUAAUUCGGAGAUCAAGGGGAAAAACUACAAGGGAGGGAUAAUCACGUCAUUGCACAGAGUGAGGGAUGGUGGGUCCGAUACAAGAGCCAUCAUAGAAGCUCCAAUCCUAGGGCCAGGAUCGUUCGCUACACUUCAGCCAUGGGUGUCUGGUUUGGACAUGAAGGAAAGAUUGCUCAAGUAUUCAAGAACUGCACAUUUAUUUGCAAUGGUGAAAGACAAGGGAACCGGAGAAGUGAGAUCGGAGGGAAGAAUAAGCUACAAGUUUGACGCAUUGGACAAAGAGAACCUAACCUUUGGGGCACGCCAAGCUUUGAGGAUUCUAAUUGCAGCAGGGGCAACUGAGAUAGGAACACACCUAAGCAAUGGGCAGAAGAUGAAGUGCAAAGGGGCAAGCAAGAAGGAGGUGGAUGAGUUCUUGGACACUGUAAUGGCAGCCGAGGGGCCAAAGUCUAUGGUGAAGGACUUCACCACUUACUCCUCGGCGCAUCAGAUGGGGAGCUGCAGAAUGGGGCCCACUCCUAAAGAAGGGGCAGUGGACGAAAACGGAGAGAGCUGGGAAGCGGAGGGGCUGUUUGUUUGUGACGCAAGUGUCCUUCCGGGCGCGGUUGGGGUGAACCCUAUGAUCACCAUUCAGGCAACCGCAUUUUGCCUCUCCAAACGGAUCACAGAUAUGAUAAAACAAGGCAGUUUUUUGUAGAGGCUUAUAUAUAAAUACAUAUCAGAGUUUUUU
Messenger RNA from Cuscuta campestris, 2393 nucleotides. Lineage: Eukaryota; Viridiplantae; Streptophyta; Magnoliopsida; Solanales; Convolvulaceae. The record is from the annotation of a GenBank genome assembly.